AUGAGCAUUACUGCAAAAUCAGACGAAAAUGAGGAAUAUAAUGUGGAUUACUUUGUAGAAUAUUUAAAUGAAUCAAAAAACGAUCUUAUAAAUAAAUUUAACGUGGAUCCUCUGGACCAAAGGUUUACACAGGCUUUAGAAUACAAUUUACUGCAUGGCGAACUUUUGGGCUUGCGACUUUUGAUACCCUGCUACAAGGAUCUUCUGCAAUGUGAAUUUCUGCACAAGGACAAUCUAAAGUCUAUACACAUUAUGGGUUGGUGUGUGGAAUUGAUGAUAGUAACCUUCAUACUAUACGAUGACAUUACGGACAAUAGCACCUCCAGAUUGGGAAGGCCAUGUUGGCAUAGAGUUAACAACAUUGGCCUGACUGCUAUACACGAUGGCCUCAUAUUUGAGAACAUGAUUUUCUAUAUGCUGCGCAAACAUUUUCGCCAUCACGAAUGUUAUGUGCAAUUGUUGGAAGUUUUCCAAGAGGCGAUAUUGGUUACAGCCUGUGGUCAAAAUUUGGACAUGUUAACCUGUCAAAUGCCAGUGGCUACAUUUUCGUGGGAAUUUUAUCAAAAUCUAUGUGCAGCAAAAAAUGCCUAUGCCUGCUUCUAUUUGUCAUUUGUCUUAACCAUGCAUAUGGCGGGGAUAAAAAAUCCCCAGGCCUUUGAAGAGGUUAAAGUCAUUGCUUGCAAAAUGGGUCUAUUGUUUCAGGCUCAAAAUGACUAUCUCGAUUGUUUUGGAAAUCCGGAGAAAAUGGACAAAUUUGGCAAUGAUAUUGAGCAGAACAAAUGCACUUGGUUGGCCCUGGAAUGUAUGGAAAGAGCUACCGAAGAGCAGAAGCAUAUAAUGUUCGAAUGCUAUGGCAAGAAAGAUCCUCAAAUGAUACAAAAUGUAAUGGAACUCUAUAAAAUCCUGGACUUACCCCAAAUAUUUGCAGAUUUCGAAAUGGAAUCCUAUGAAAACAUCAAGGAUUUGGUUGAACAUGCAUCGUCUGGAGUACCUCGCAAUGGUAUUUUGAAGACAUUGGAGAGAUUACGUGACCAUAAGCUGGAAUAG
Messenger RNA from Stomoxys calcitrans (stable fly), 1047 nucleotides. RefSeq lists its product as uncharacterized. Bases 1 to 1047 code for a protein of 348 amino acids. The record is from RefSeq and is a predicted model, not a curated record. Gene Ontology annotation, cellular component: cytoplasm. Lineage: Eukaryota; Metazoa; Arthropoda; Insecta; Diptera; Muscidae. Gene Ontology annotation, biological process: trans, trans-farnesyl diphosphate biosynthetic process. Gene Ontology annotation, molecular function: dimethylallyltranstransferase activity; (2E,6E)-farnesyl diphosphate synthase activity. The transcript is spliced from 5 exons.